This is a messenger RNA of Trichoderma reesei QM6a, 3282 nucleotides long. RefSeq lists its product as uncharacterized. Gene Ontology annotation, biological process: intracellular protein transport; retrograde transport, endosome to Golgi. Bases 1 to 3282 code for a protein of 1093 amino acids. The transcript has 3 exons. Gene Ontology annotation, molecular function: protein binding. The record is from RefSeq and is a predicted model, not a curated record. Lineage: Eukaryota; Fungi; Ascomycota; Sordariomycetes; Hypocreales; Hypocreaceae. Gene Ontology annotation, cellular component: Golgi membrane; Ric1-Rgp1 guanyl-nucleotide exchange factor complex; cytosol.
AUGUACUGGCCCAUCGGAACUCCGCGCGUCCAUGCCACCAGCAGCAGCAGAGCCUCCGACGCCAACAUCUACGUCUCCUACGACGGCCUGCAGAGCCUCUCGGGCUCCUCUCUAGCGUCGCCCCAGCCCGAGGCCAGCGCCCAGGCGCCGCACGACGACUCCGACGAUGCGCAGCCUCCUCCGACGCCCAUCACGCCCGCAACGCCCGCCGUCAAGCCCGUUGAUCGCUACGAGUUCUUCCCGGACGGCGGCGCCGCUGCCAAGAGCCAGGCGGCAGACGACGGGAGGGUGCCCUUGAAGGACCCGGUCCUUGCGCUGCGCAUUGCCCGCACCGGGCAGAUGUUUGCCGUCAUCACGGCGACGUCAAUUACUCUCUGGCAGACAAAGCCUGCAGUUGUCCUUGCUCUCAUCGUUCGGUCCGACUCGUCCCUCGAAUCUUACGGCACCAACGUCGAUCUGCUCCUGCGUCCCGAUUCCGCCAUUCUCGUGGUACACACCUCCAAGGGUUACCUCAUCACCUACUCAAUCGCAUCCGACAGCGAGUCAAGAGUCUACAAACCGCACUUUCCCAACUACCACAACGUGCAGAGGAGAAAACAGAGUCUCAUUGGUCCGCAAUCCCAUCUGCGACCCGAUCAGAUUCUCUGGGGUCCCGGCGAAGGAGGCGGCGUUCGCGAUGUCAGUGUGCGCUUCCGCAUGGUGAUCAAGGUCGACGCCGGCAUAGAGAGUGCUCUCGCCCUUGACGACGAGCUGGUUGUUGCGACGAGGAAGCCUGCUGCGGUGCAGUGCAUCCGCUGGACCCCCGACAGCAACGGAAACCAGACACGGACGGAGAUUCUGAGUCGCAUGGGCUGGGUUGAGAAGAAGGCGUCCAUUGUGGAAAUGACCCACGACCGGCCGAUGAAUCUGGCCACCUGGAUCACAAGCGACGGGCGGGCAUAUGCCGUUCAGCGCCAGCAACGCAAGAAUGGCACCGAGGAGGAGUCCGACGGCGCCGAAUCGAAGCGGCUCUUCAAGGGACACUGCUUCCACAUCCCUCAGGACUCAAGAGGAAAGGCUGUGCGCGCCGUCAUCAACGCCCGAUUCUCGCUCAUUGCCGUCGGCUGCUCGGACGGCGUGAUCCAUGUUUACUCUGUCAGGGACUACGAGGGCAACAUUGUGCAUUCUCACUCCCACCGCAUGCCCUUUUCAGCGGCAACGACGGGCUCCUUUACGACUCUGACGUACUCGCCCGACGGAUACUGUCUCUUUGCGGGAUUCGAAAAGGGCUGGUCAACAUGGAGCAUGUUUGGGAAGCUGGGGAGCAACAGCUUUGGAGCAGAACCCAGCAUCUCGGCCCUCAAUGGCGAGCAGUGGCUUUUGGGAGUGAGGGGCGCCGUCUGGUCCGGCGGCGGCUCCGAGAUUCUCCUGAUAGGGCACAAGCACGAAGCAAUAUGGUCGCUUGAGAUGGCCAAGAAUGCCAUUACGGGCUGCUACAACGAGGCAAAUGUCUUCCGCACAGUUCUACAGACACCAACGAGCGUCAUGAUAUACCGGGGCUAUGAUCUGCCCGACUUGACGAGUAUAUCGGCCGAGCCAUUCUUGUGGCACACUUCCCGGAUCCCGUCAUCAUACCUGCUGAAUCAGUGGCCCAUCCGCCAGACGGUUAUUUCACCAGACGGACGCUACGUUGCCGUCGCCGGCCGCCGGGGAUUGGCUCAUUACAGCGUCAACAGCGGGCGCUGGAAGACGUUUACCGACGAGGUCAUGGAGAACUCCUUCUCGGUCCGGGGAGGCAUGUGCUGGUAUCAGCAUAUCCUGGUUGCGGCGGUGGAAGACAGCCGGACGUUUGAGCUGCGGCUCUACUCCCGCGAGUCGGCGUUGGACAACUCGCAUGUGCUGCACACGGAGCGUCUGCCCGCCCCCGUCGUUUUGGUCACGGCCUCUGGCGAGGAUUCCCUGCUCGUCUAUACUUACGAGAACCUCCUGUACCACUACAUCUUCGUGCCAACCGCUAGCUCGGUCCGUCUCAUCCAGGUAGGCCAGAUUGCGUUCCACGGAAUCGUGAGAUCCCCCGCCAGAGUCCGAGGACUCAGCUGGAUCUUGCCGGACAGCCAGCUGAGCGACGGCGACCCUUCCCAGGACGUGGCCGUUGCGUCUGUGCUCUUCCUCGUCGACGGCAAGCUGGUGUUGCUGAGCCCGUCUCUCAACGACGAGGGUCAGUUGAAGUAUGAUAUGCGCAUCAUUGCGCAAAACGUAGAGUACCAUGUGAGCAUGCGAGACCAGCCCCCUCUCAACGUCAGCCACUCCCCCGAAGAGACUCAAGUGCGGUAUGGACCGCCGGCUCUCCGCGACUCCCUGUGGCUGUUUGACGGGAUGGAGAUUAAGGCGUGGACCGAUAUCCACGACCUGUUGACGGCAGCAAACGGAGAUGGUGGCACGAGAGAGCUGCCAACGCCGGUCUCGGUAGACGUUGACUUUUACCCCUUGUCUAUCCUCCUUGAAAAAGGCAUUGUUCUUGGCGUUGAGUCGGACUUGGUGCAGCGACGCGAUGUGAGCUUUUCCUUUUUCCACUUCGCAAUCAGGACGCACCUCGUUCUGCCGGAUGUGCUACGGUUCUACCUUGUCAACAACAUGACGGUGGAGGCAGCGAAUCUCUCCCAGCAAUACGAAGGACUGGAAUACUUUGCUCAUGGACUCGAAGUGCUCCUUCAUCGUGUGCUGGACGAGGAAGCAGACACAUCGCCGAAGCCGGAAGACGCUGUCCUGCCGCGUGUCUUGUCUCUGCUGUCAUCUUCUAAGGAGUAUCUUGACAUUGUGUUGCAGUGCACGAGAAAGACGGAAGUCCGGCAGUGGAAGACGCUGUUUGCCUAUCUCCCUCCAGCGCAGGAGCUGUUUGAGGAGUCGUUGCAACGAGGCUCGCUCAAGACGGCGGGCGGGUAUCUCAUCAUUUUGCAUACACUAGAUGAGCUGGAUGCUUCCCUGGAACAGUCGGUUCGGGUUCUCUCAAGAGCAAUCAGAGAAGGCGACUGGGAGCUAUGCAAAGAACUCGCCAGGUUUCUGGCAGCCAUGGACGAGACGGGAGAGAUUCUCAAAGAAGCGCUGAAGAUGGCCAACGUGGGCUUGACGCAGGUGUCUAGCCAAGAUAACAUUUCCAGCAGGCUCGAGCUUCCUGUGACGGGGCUGGGGUUCAUUACCAACGGGCGAAACAAGAACGGAAGUGAUGACGGGACGGGAUCCGACGUGCGGUCUCACAGCGAUGCCAGCAGUAUGGGCUCGACGGUAAGCCCCCUGGACGGAUGA